UCACUAACAAUCUUAUUUGUUUUUAAAUUGCAAUCACGACGUUUACUAUAAAGCAAUUAGUGAUGACGAAAGCAAAUACAUACUAGAUCGAUAUGAAUGAACCGCAAGAUGGCAGAAAUCAGUUUGCCCAAAAGCUGAUAGAUAUCAUAACCAAAGAGGCCGUGCAAAGGAGCAAAGAUCCCCACAUCAAUACCAUUUUCUCACCAGCAUCCGUCCAGAGUUCACUGACCUUGGCAUUUAUGGGGGCAACCGGAUCUACGGCAGAGGAGCUGAGGAAUGGACUUCUGCUUGGACCAGGAGACCGCCAUCACAUAGCCCUGAACUUCGGAGAGUUCUGGCGUACGAACUGCAACUACGGCGAAAGAGGGCCCGUGUUGAAGUCCGUGAACCGAUUGUACGUCAACGAAUCCUUGGAAUUGCUUACUGAGUUCAACGAGAUUGCCAUGGACUUCUUCCAGUCGAAGGCAGAGGCGACUAGGUUCGCUGAUUCGGAGGCAGCUACGCAGCUGAUCAACGACUGGGUGGAAGAGGAGACGGAGCACAAGAUCACCAACCUGCUUCAAUCGGACGCCGUGAACAACGAGACGAGCGCCUUGCUCAUCAACGUCUUGUAUUUUAAGGGAAAGUGGCAGAAACCCUUUAUGCCGGAAGCCACAUCGAUUGAUCACUUCCACAUAGACCGGGACACUCACGUGGAGGUGAAUAUGAUGUACCAGGAGGACAAGUUCAGGUUCGCCGAACUGCCACAGCUGAAGGCUCGGGCUGUGCAACUGCCCUAUGAAUACUCAAACAUUCACAUGCUAAUCCUGCUACCCAACGAAGUAACCGGUCUGCAGGAGUUGGAGCGGCAACUCAAGACCACGGAUCUAGCCGACAUUGAUGCAGCUCUGACUGUGCAGGAUGUGGAGAUCUUCCUGCCAAGGAUGUGCGUAGAGUACGACGUGGACCUCAAGCAGGUGCUUACUCAGCUGGGAAUUGUGGAAGUCUUCAGCGAUAAGGCCAAACUAGAUGGGCUCUUUACCUCGCGCAGCGGCCAAAAGAUCUCGGCGGCAAGGCACCGCGGCUACAUCGACGUAAAUGAGGCAGGGUCGGAGGCAGCAGCAGUCAGUUUCAUGAAGAUAGUGCCAAUGAUGCUCAACAUGAAUACGAAGCACUUCAAGGCAGAUCACCCGUUCGUGUUUUAUAUACGAAACCCGCAGGCCGUCUUCUUCGCCGGCCGAUUCUCGAACCCCAAGUCUGGAUCAGGAGAGCAGGGCUUGUCCAGGGAAGGUUCCGAUGCCAGCAUGUACAAUCUCUAGGAACAGCAGUGAGACCAAAUGGAACUCAGCUAUGAAAUCCCACUAAACCUCAUUGGAUUUCAAUCUGAGAGAGCUGUGUGCGCAGUUCUCAGUAGCGUAAUAAAGGUUUGCCAGUAGGUA
Molecule: messenger RNA, 1418 nt
Organism: Drosophila yakuba
Lineage: Eukaryota; Metazoa; Arthropoda; Insecta; Diptera; Drosophilidae
Product: serine protease inhibitor 42Dd
Exons: 4
Coding region: 93-1298 (401 amino acids)
Molecular function (GO): serine-type endopeptidase inhibitor activity
Source: RefSeq, a predicted model, not a curated record